AUUGGAUUCCUGUGACUUGACAAGCUUGCUGCACUUUCACUCUGCUGAUGUUAAGGGUUUCCAGUACCGCAGGCCCAGCAGAAAUGUCACAGGGGCCAGCAGUGGACAGCAGGUACACCACAGACAUCAAAGUAGUGAAUGUGUCCUUUUUGUGGACCAUUGAUAACAUUAGAUUUUGCCUAAAGGAAAUAGAUGACUGAAUUCAAAGUUCAAGCUUUUCACCUGAAGGAAAUGAUCAAGUGAAAUGGUGCUUACGACUCUACCCAAAUGGUCUUGAUGAACAAAGCAAAGAUUAUGUGUCCCUAUACCUGGGAAUGAUCUGCUGUCCAAGGAGGGUAGCUCGUGCAAAAUUCACCUUUUCCAUUCUGAAUGCCAAAGGAGAGAAAACCAAGGUGCUCUCAAGUCCACAAGCUUAUACAUUUGUGCGAGGAAAGGACUGGGGAUUCAAACAUUUGAUCCUUAGAGAGUUUCUUUUGGAUCCAAACAAUGGGCUUCUCUCCAAUGACAAGCUUUCCUUCUUCUGUGAAGUGAAAGUAGCACAAGAUCCCACCAAUAAUUCCAGCCAGAAUAUUAUGAAGCUGGUUAAGGUUCCUGAGGACUGCUUGGCAGAGGAUCUAGGAGGACUGUGGGAGCGAUCCCAGCUCACAGACUGUUGCUUGUGUGUGGCUGGCCAGGAAUUCCAGGCUCACAAAGCCAUCUUAGCAGCUCGCUCUCCAGUUUUCAUGGCAUUGUUGGAACUUGAAAAGCAAAGGAGCAAAAAGAAUCGUGUUGAAAUCAGUGACAUGGAUCCUGAAGUUUUUAAGGAAAUGAUAUACUUUAUGUACACUGGAAAGGCACCAAACCUAGGGAUCAUGGCAACUGAACUGCUGGAGGCUGCAACCAGGUUUGGUCUGGAGCGCCUGAAGCUCAUGUGUGAGAACCACCUCUGCAGCAACCUCUCUGUGGAGAAUGCCGUGGAAAUCCUUAUCUUGGCUGACCUCCACAGUGCACCUCAGUUGAAAACCCAGACACUGGAUUUCAUCAAUUUUCAUGUUUCUGACAUCCUGGAGACCUCUGAGUGGAAGGCCAUGGUGGUGUCCCACCCUCACUUGGUGGCCGAAGCCUAUCACUCUCUGGUUUCCAUGCAGUGUGCAUUCAUGGUACCCCCAUGCAAGCGUCUGAGACUGUCCUAA
Messenger RNA from Cavia porcellus (domestic guinea pig), 1172 nucleotides. Its product is annotated as speckle-type POZ protein-like. Gene Ontology annotation, biological process: proteasome-mediated ubiquitin-dependent protein catabolic process; regulation of proteolysis. The transcript has a single exon. Lineage: Eukaryota; Metazoa; Chordata; Mammalia; Rodentia; Caviidae. Gene Ontology annotation, cellular component: nucleus; cytoplasm. The record is from RefSeq and is a predicted model, not a curated record. Gene Ontology annotation, molecular function: ubiquitin protein ligase binding.